This is a messenger RNA of Zeugodacus cucurbitae (melon fly), 1524 nucleotides long. RefSeq names its product histone acetyltransferase p300-like. Gene Ontology annotation, biological process: positive regulation of transcription by RNA polymerase II. The transcript is spliced from 6 exons. Bases 523 to 1419 code for a protein of 298 amino acids. Gene Ontology annotation, molecular function: chromatin DNA binding; transcription coactivator activity; histone acetyltransferase activity. Gene Ontology annotation, cellular component: transcription regulator complex; histone acetyltransferase complex. NCBI's taxonomy places the organism in Eukaryota, Metazoa, Arthropoda, Insecta, Diptera, Tephritidae. The record is from RefSeq and is a predicted model, not a curated record.
UAUCUGGUCAUACAAGCGUUUCAAGUACGAAUAGUCAACGAAAGCAAGUAAAGCCAGCCAUCAUUAGGACUGGAUCUUCAAUAAUUUUUACUUAAAAAACCUUAAAUAAAUAUAAAAUUUAAAUUUAGUUCAAUGCUGACAGUGUAAUUUUCAAUGUGUGAAGUGAAAAAUGUGAGAAAAUUGUGUUAAACAUACAUAUGAAAAAAUUAAAUAUUUUCUAAACUAUAAGUCUGAGUCACAGUAUUUAUGUAUACUUCUUACUUGUAUGUUUCACAAUGGUAAAAAUUGUGGUGCGCUCGUGCAAUCGUCCCAGUUUGUUUUAAGCGUUCAAUUGGAGCAGUUAAUUCUUCAGAUCAUUGAGAAGUAAAUCGAUAUAAAAAUAAGUGAAGUGUUAUUUAGAACUGAAAUUUGGAAAUUGAAAUAAGCUACCAACACUUACGGAUAUAAAUUGGCUCUCACACUCUCACGCCCUGAGUUCGUUGUCUUAAGAUAUUCAAAGAACUCAAAAUUUUUGAAUUUAAAAUGGAUCCAACGGAUUACGUUUCCGUUUUAGAAGAUGAUUUACCGGAUUUAUUAAUUACAAUGUCAAUGUUGUCAUUUGACAACAAUGGGACUCUCGAAAUGGAUACAAUGCCUGAUGUGUUAAACGGUAAUCUUACUCAAAAUCAAAUCCUUCAUCAGCAGCAACAACAACCGUGUACCUCCCAACAAUCUGGUGGUGGUACUGCUGGUGGAAGUGGUGGUGGAAACACAGGCAGUGGAUCUAGUGGUGGAGGCCAACAUCUCUCUGAAGAGCGAAAAAAGCACAUACAGCAACAACUGGUGCUCCUCUUACAUGCGCAUAAGUGCAACCGUCGCGAAUCUCUGAACCCUAACCGUGAAAAAUGCACAGUUCCCUAUUGUAAAUCUAUGAAAAAUGUGCUGGCGCAUAUGGUAAACUGUAAACAGGGUAGAGAAUGCAGCUUUCAGCAUUGCACUUCGUCUCGUCAAAUAUUGUUGCACUAUAAAACUUGCACACAUUCGGAUUGUAUUAUAUGUUUUCCGUUCCGUCAGCAACAGACUUCACAGGGAAGUAAUGACAGUGCAAGUAAUAAUGCUGGUACUGAAGAAAGAGACUGGCGUGAAUCGGUGACUGCUGAUCUACGAAAACACCUUGUUCAUAAGCUUUUUCAAGCAAUAUCUGAUCCGACAACCAUGGCUGAUAAACGUAUAUCCAAUUUGGUUUCUUACGCUGAAAAAGUUGAGAAAGAUAUGUAUGAGACAGCUAAGUCACGGUCAGAAUAUUACCAUCUACUGGCCGAAAAGAUCUACAAGAUACAAAAGGAGUUAGAAGAGAAGCGCAUCAAACGAAAGGAACAGCAAAUGUUAAUAAUGCAGCAACAGCAACAAGGAAGUGGUGGAGGGGCGGGGUCCAAGUAAUGCUUUGUCAUUUGGUCAUCAACUUCCUCAUAAAUAAUUAAUCGUUUAAUGAAUAAAGUGUACUAUUAAUGUAAUAAAUAAAUUUGACCUAAUUCUGCAAAGCAA